AUGUCGUCCGUCCCCCAGCUGGUGAAGGUGGGCGUGUCCCUGAAGAUGCUGCCCAAUCACAGCCCCGUGUUCUUCAAAUCGGACGGCGCGCGGUUCGGCCAGACCCGGACCAUCAAGCUGCUGACCGGCUCCAAGUACCGGGUCGAGGUGGUCGUGAGACCAGGAGCCGUGGAGGCAAGGUCCAUGAGCGUGGGCGGGACCAGCUUCCCCCUGGAGCAGCAGUCCAAAGACCCCCAGGCCGGGGUCUACAGCGGCCAGUACGACACGGAAGGCGUGACCCGUACCAAGAGCGGAGAGCGCCAGCCCGUCCAGAUCAUCAUCCAGUUCUCCGAGGUUGGCAGCCUGGAGACGGUGUGGCAGGUCAAGUUCUACAACUACAGCAAGAGGGACCACUGCCAGUGGGGCAACAGCUUCAGCAGCAUCGAGUACGAGUGCAAACCCAGCGACACGUGCACCCUCAUGUGGAUCAACAAGGAGAUGUUCCUCUGAGACCGGACCGGACCGGCCGUCUCCAUGGUGAUGAGGUCACACCAAAACUGUAGAUGUGUUCUGAACUGUGAGGUAGAAGUACGUAAACAUGUGGUUUCCGUGGUAACGAAGGGAUUUCCUGCUUGUUUUUACAUGUAACAUAUUGUUAGGUGUGUCCUGUGUGUGUUUUGCGUUUUUUAUAUUGUUCUUACAUGUGAUAUAAAUUGUUAGGUAGUAUUUUACAUUAUUGAUGAUCUGUGUUUAUAACCAUGACCAGCCAACAUGUUACUUUAACUUUACCAAAACAUGUAGAUAUUAUCAUCUAGAGCUAAACAUGAAGAACUGAACAUCUAGAGCUAAACAUCUGGAGCUAAACAUCUGGAGCCUAAACAUCUAGAUCUAAUCAUCUAAAGCUAAGCAUUUAGAUAUAAUCAUCUAGAUAUAAUCAUGUAGAGGUACAUGAUCUUUGAAACUCUGGUAUUCAGGGAUGUGUUGUGUUUUCUAGAAGUGUCAAAAGGUGUCAAACUACUAUGGAACUGUUUGUUUAUCAAAAAGUUUUUCAUUGUUAUAAUAUUUAGUUGGAAUAAUUUACAUUUUAAUUGUAUUUUUAGAUCGAUUGACCUAUGCAGCAUUAACAACCACACAUGAAAUAUUAACCUUUGAUACGUUGUCAUGUUAUUCUGAUGGUUCAGCUUUUGUGAAUAUACAUACUUUUAAUAAAUAAUUUGCAGGCCAUGAUGACAUCAGAGCCUUUACACUUUAUUUCAUUUCAAUAACUGACCUAAAUGAGGCUUCCAGAGGUCGACUGAUCUGAUAGGACAAACACAAUCUCUCCUGUCCAUGGUAUCCAGAGGUCUAAGGACUGGAUCCGGUUCUGACCAGGACCUGGACCCCAUCUCCUAAUGAUCCUAAACCAGAUCUUCAUUCCAGUUACACACCAGAUCCAGUCCAGUUUUUAUCUGCUUCUCAGUCUCAACAACUACCACACCUCAUUUAGAUAUGCAAAUGUCCAGCUCUACAGCAAUGCUCGUGAUUGGUCUUC
Molecule: messenger RNA, 1510 nt
Organism: Gadus chalcogrammus (walleye pollock)
Lineage: Eukaryota; Metazoa; Chordata; Actinopteri; Gadiformes; Gadidae
Product: CB1 cannabinoid receptor-interacting protein 1-like
Exons: 3
Coding region: 1-489 (162 amino acids)
Biological process (GO): negative regulation of signaling receptor activity
Cellular component (GO): plasma membrane
Molecular function (GO): type 1 cannabinoid receptor binding
Source: RefSeq, a predicted model, not a curated record